This is a messenger RNA of Coccidioides immitis RS, 1070 nucleotides long. RefSeq lists its product as uncharacterized. Bases 29 to 601 code for a protein of 190 amino acids. The record is from RefSeq and is a predicted model, not a curated record. The transcript is spliced from 4 exons. NCBI's taxonomy places the organism in Eukaryota, Fungi, Ascomycota, Eurotiomycetes, Onygenales, Onygenaceae.
GCAAUCCACCAAUACACACAUAUCCAAAAUGAUAAUACGAAGUCACACCCUCUCUCUCUUCCUCCUAAUAUUCUUGUCCUCACUACCCUUCAUCAGCGCUGCGACUCCAACCUCCUUUUGCAAAUGUACCUGCUUUUCCAAUAGCACCAUCAUCCCACUUGGCCCGCCCAAGCCUCAUACCUCCUCAAAUCCCACGCUAGGUAGACGCUCGAUAUUCACCCCAUCUCUGUUCUCCCACCGUGCCGUCCCCCGGGACAACGCAGGUGUCCAACCAGCGGAGUCUCAUGGCGAUAAGAACAAGAGUACCGGCGGUGAUAAGGACGACAAGAAGUUCCGCGCGGCCAAUUGUAAUGACUGCAAUCGCAAAUUUUGUCUGGACUAUCACCUUCCGAUGUGCAAGGGUGCGAAGGAGGAUGAUGUUGUAACGACUUGUUUCCAACGAGAAUCUAAUAAAGACAAAGCCGUUGUGCUGAUAUUCAUUGUCGCUACCGUGUCAUUAUUGGUUUGGGCUGCAUUGAAACCUUGGGCGGAAAGGUGGAUUCAGGCCGCUCGUGAAAGGCGACUAUACAUUCCUAUCUCAUCUCGCGAGGAUAAUAACUAAAGGAGGCUCCAAAAUUCCCGUUUCAUGUACAUUGCUUACAUUUAUCCCAUUGGCGUUCCCGGCAGCAGAACAUCGGCUAUGGUAUACAUAUAUCAGAAGAAGAACAGGGCGUUUGGAGGUCUUUAAGGUGCCGUGUUUCACUAUACCAACAUAUCUAUCUCGUUUCCUCUACUCGCGCGGGAAUCUGGUACAGGUAGAGAAAGUUUCAAUAGAUUUAUGCCGAAAUAUCUCCUUUGCCGGGCUAGCUCAAUCGGUAGAGCGUGUGGCUCUUAUGCGUAAGGUUCAUAAAAACCGCGGAUUAACCACAAGGUUGCGAGUUCGACCCUCGCGUUCGGCUUCAGUUAUAUUUUUUCAUCUUCUUCCCCGUCUAUUCUUUUUGUUCUUUUGCAAAACUGUUUUCCCUGGAAAGAGGACGAGUGAACAUUUCCAUUGUGCAAUUGCUCUUCUAGGUGGAUGAUGCUAUGUCUUG